Molecule: messenger RNA, 761 nt
Organism: Asparagus officinalis (garden asparagus)
Lineage: Eukaryota; Viridiplantae; Streptophyta; Magnoliopsida; Asparagales; Asparagaceae
Product: trihelix transcription factor ASIL2-like
Exons: 2
Coding region: 1-561 (186 amino acids)
Cellular component (GO): nucleus
Molecular function (GO): transcription cis-regulatory region binding
Source: RefSeq, a predicted model, not a curated record
AUGAUCGCUGACGGCGCUCUCGUCCAGGCCAGUGAAUGCUUCUAUGAUCGCCUCGAUUCGCUGAUCGAACCUCGGUUUCUGCAAAAAUGCGCGACAGCCGCCAUCGUCCUCGCCGCCUUAUGGCGCUCCCUGCUGGCCGUGACGGUGAUCGCUUAUCAUGCAGAGGAGUUUUACGGCGCUGCCACUGCUGCACUGACAGCUGGGCAGCGCGCGUCGGAUGACGAUGAAUCGGACUCGUCGUUGUCAAGGUCUUCAGGGUUGUACAGGAAGAGACCGAGGGAGAUGCGUAAGGAGAGAUCUGGGAAAGGGGUUAGGAGAGGAGAAGAGGAUGGGAUGAGGGAGCUUUCGAAGGCGAUCAUGAGUAUGACUGAGAUAUAUGAGAAAGUGGAGAUUGAUAAGCAGCGGCAAAUGAUGGAGCUCGAGAAGCAAAGGAUGGAGUUUGCCAAGUCGUUGGAGUUUCAGAGGAUUCAGAUGUUUGUUGACUCACAGGUCCAGCUGAUGAAGGUGAAGUGUGCGAAGACCAGUAAUGCUGGUGAGUGCUUCAGUCUUUUGUUGCAUUAAAUUUCUUUUUGGAUAGAUUUGUUUCACUUUUAAACAGUGUUAUCAAUGCAUGAUGCACGAUCGGUGGCGUAAAUUCCCUUUAUGCGUACAUGCUAAAGGUGCAACGCAAUGCACAUGCUUAAGUGAAUUGAGGCGCACACUGCACACAUAAAAUUUCAAGAUAGAUAAUCAAACAUAUAAUUCUUGAUGAGUGGUCUUAA